AUGCCCAUACCAAUAAAAGGCAAAGUCUACAAAACUGCCGUAAGACCAGCACUAAGGUACGGCUCGGAAUGCUGGCCGCUCAUGGAAGGAAUGAAAAUGCUCAGAUGGUCUGGUGGCGUCACUUGCUUGGACAAAGUGAGAAAUGAGUACAUCCGAGGCACUUUAAGAGUCAGGCCAAUCCCAGAAAAGCUGUUGGAGACUAGAUUGAGGUGGUAUGGGCAUGUCAUGAGGUGUCCAGAUCAUGUGACCAAGAGAUUGCUUGAUAUUAACACUGGACCAAGAGAACGCGGAAGACCCCGAUUAACAUGGAAAUCAGUAAUAGAUAAAGAUCUACAAAAAGCCAAAAUAGAUCCGCAGACGACCCAGGACUGA
Messenger RNA from Leptidea sinapis, 372 nucleotides. RefSeq lists its product as uncharacterized. Bases 1 to 372 code for a protein of 123 amino acids. The transcript has a single exon. The record is from RefSeq and is a predicted model, not a curated record. NCBI's taxonomy places the organism in Eukaryota, Metazoa, Arthropoda, Insecta, Lepidoptera, Pieridae.